Molecule: messenger RNA, 1773 nt
Organism: Mastomys coucha (southern multimammate mouse)
Lineage: Eukaryota; Metazoa; Chordata; Mammalia; Rodentia; Muridae
Gene: Smim14
Product: small integral membrane protein 14
Exons: 5
Coding region: 242-541 (99 amino acids)
Cellular component (GO): endoplasmic reticulum
Source: RefSeq, a predicted model, not a curated record
CCCGGGAACCGCUGCGGCGGAGCGGGCGCCUCUGGCUGGGCGCUGCACCCGGGCAGCCCGCAGCCGCUAGCCGGGCAGCCUGCCGCUGGGCUGGACAAGCAACCGCUGUCUGGGUGCUUUCACUUUUAGGGGCACCAUAGGUGGCGCGGGCGUGCUGCAGGGGAUUGGGGACAGUAACCCCGAACGCCGAGCGGUGGCGUUUGCCUGGUUUAAAUAGUUGAAUAAAGUCAAGCUGGUAACCAUGGCUGAAGGAGGAUUUGAUCCCUUUGAAUGUAUUUGCUCUCACGAACAUGCUAUGAGAAGACUCAUCAAUCUGCUCCGGCAGUCCCAGUCCUACUGCACCGACACAGAAUGCCUUCGGGAGUUGCCAGGACCCUCCAGUGACAGUGGCAUCAGCAUCACUGUGAUCCUGAUGGCCUGGAUGGUGAUCGCCGUGCUCCUCUUCCUACUGAGGCCUCCUAACCUGAGAGGCUCCAGCCUUCCUGGAAAGCCCUCCAGUCCUCACAGUGGACAGGACCCGCCAGCCCCUCCCGUGGACUAACGUCCUAGUGAGGGAAGCAGCGAUGGUUUAACACCCUGCCCGACCAAGCGACUGAAGACGACCAGGCAUUAACUGUCUCCUUUUCCAUCUGCAGUUUGGAUGGUAUUGUUUUCAUGAGCUUCUAGAAAUUUCACUUGCCAACUGCCUUUUGCUUCCUGUGUUGCCACAGUCCUUAUUUUACAGUAUACCUGAGUAAAUGAUUCUAUUGAAAAUUGAGGGCUUUAUUGGUUGGCCUAAGCUUAAACAUUCCACUUGUUCUCCCUGGAGCCCUGACCAGAACGUCUGUGGUGGUUUCUGGCCCAACUGAAGGAAAAUCGAGAUUUCUGCAUUUAAGUAUUUUAAGUGGUUUUGAUAGAUUUUAAUUCUUUUCAUAAGGUAUUUAUUUGGGGUUGUCUGGUAUGAGUGACAGAGCCACUCUGUAGUUACUUUACUGUGGCAGUUGAUCCUUGGGUGGCAGUUUUCUGUAGUCCUUGGGACAGAGAGCUUUAGAGCAUUCUCCUUACACCCUCCAGCUGGCUUGAUGGCUAGAAUAGGGAAAUCAAAUUGGUUGUUUACUGAUUUUUUUUAAUUCCCAUUAAAAUUUUCUGAUGUUAAGAAUACUUUAAAUAAACAUGAUUGAUUAAUAUAGUGGUUGGUUUAGAAUCCAUUGCGUGUCAUUGAAAGCCUCUGUAUGCUAGCCGUACUUGGCUCAUGAUAUUCAUUUUUCAAGUGACUGCCUCUUAAGCAAGCUUCUCUUCCAUUCUAACACUUCCCUGUUAAAAUAAAAUCAUCUGUUUGUGGGGCUGACAUUUUAGUACCCAUGGCUUAAUUUCAUACCUUUUUUUUUUAAUUUAAAAAAAAAAACGAGUCUUUCAUUGCCCUUCUGACUUAUGAGGAGAAAAGCCUUUAAUCUGAGGACUUCUUGGUUUAUUCCAAGGGAAAAGAGGAAAAUGACAAAUGAGAAUCUUCUUGUCACCUCUCAACAUAAUUCUGCUUAGUAGUGGGAUGCAGGUGCAUCGGAGUUGGAAGGAGCAUUGGUAACUGAGAUUUCAAAAUGUGUUUAACCAGUCAGAGGUUCAAAAGCAGUGACUACAGACUGCAUUCAAACAGGCCUGCACAUCUGGACGCUUUCCUCCUAGGGAUUUUUUGGGGCCUGACAAAGGAAAGGCUGACCCUCCUUGGUCGGUCAGUCUAGCUGUCACUGAUCAGAGCUGAGAAACUAUUGAUGUGAACUAAAUAAACUUCUACUACAC